This is a messenger RNA of Chara braunii, 1789 nucleotides long. NCBI's taxonomy places the organism in Eukaryota, Viridiplantae, Streptophyta, Charophyceae, Charales, Characeae. The record is from the annotation of a GenBank genome assembly.
GAAAGGUAUUAGGCUGGAAGAUGCGAAGGUGGCUAGUAUAAGGGACUGACCACAACCUCAGACUGUUACUGAGGUCAGAUCUUUCUUAGGAAUGUGCGGCUACUAUAGAAACUUCGUGAAGAACUAUUCCACAGUCGCCUCUCCUUUGACUGAUCUAACUCGACUUGUCACGCCGUGGGACUGGAGUGAUGAGUGUGAGGCUGCUUUCAAACGAUUGAAGCAUGCACUCAUGAAUCAUGAAGUUCUUAUGGUGCCCGAUCCUCAGAAGCCAUUCAUAGUGACCACUGAUGCAAGCCAAUACGGCAUUGGCGCAGUGCUGGCUCAACAAGAUGGGAAAAAGUUGAGACCGAUUGAGUAUAUCAGCAAAAAGAUGCCAUCUAAGAAACAAGCAAAGUCCACCUAUGAAAGGGAACUCUAUGCUCUCUACAAAGCACUUGUCCAUUGGAGGCACUUUCUGUUGGGACGGUUUUUCUACUUGAGAACUGACCAUCAGACCCUCAAAUGGAUCAAGACUCAACCGGCUCUUUCUGAUGCACUCAAGCGCUGGAUUGCGGUCAUAGAUCAGUAUGACUUCAAGCUAGAGUAUAUGAAGGGAGAGUACAACAAGGUUGCAAAUGCGCUGUCCCGUAGAGCAGAUUACCUAGGGGCACUAGUUUCUGAGUUUGGUGUAUCUGAGGAACUAACUCAAUCGUUGGUGGGAGCCUAUCAGGAAGACCCUGUCACGAUGGACAUCAUAUGCAAGCUUCAGGCAAAAGACAAGGCCACAGAAGAUGAGUUUGUGAUGGUGGACGGGCUUCUCUUUCGUGAUAAGGCCGGAUUCAAAAGAGUUGUACAACACCUGCUGAGGCAUUACAUCAAGCCCAAUCAGGAUGAUUGGGAUGAGAAGUUGCCUCUCAUCGCCAGCCUGUACAACAACGCUGUACACAGCAGUACCAGCGUUAGUCCUAAUCAGCUGCACUUGGGAUGGAAGCCUAGAUCAACUCUGAACUUCCUCCUACCUGAAAACCGACCCUCUGCAACUCCAGGCACACUUGAGUAUGGUGUGCAGUAUGAGAAGUUGCUGCAGCAAGUUGUCGAGCACAUCAAGAAAGCUCAGCAAGCAAUGAUUGCUUCUGAGAACAAACAUCGUCGACAGUCCUCAUUUCAGGUAGGGGAACGUGUCUGGGUCAAGGCUAGUGAGCUAGGACAGGAAUUCGGAAUCUCUCGUAAACUAAUGCCUCAAUAUUUUGGUCCCUGGGAAGUCUUGGAUAUAGUUGGGGAUGAGAUGGAUGGUCCUACCUAUGUUAUCCGCAUCCCUGGUAACCUACGCACUCACCCAGUCUUUCAUGCCUCAAAGCUUGCACCUUUUGCUGAGACAGACCAAUUCCCUUCAAGGAGAUCGAUGCUGCCCCCAACCAUGGAUGGCCAAGAGGACAUCGACGACAUUGUGGAUCACAGAGACUUGCCUGUUCCAAAGCCGCUGGGUCGAGGAAGACCUCCCAAACCCAAGAGAGAAUAUCCCGUUAGAUUCAGGCAUCAUACGGAUCCAAAAGAAGAUCGGUGGUUCACCAGAGAGGAACUGAUUGACACAGCUUCUCAAGUGGUGGCAGAAUAUGACAGAAUGUUAAAAGGGAAGGCACCUGCGAAGUAAGCAUCUCAGCGGACUUUCAAAGCUAAGGGGGAUGGAAUGUGAGGAUUGAGCCCUCAGAGGGGCCUUGCCGUGGUAUACAUGUUCUGGGCCAAGGCCCCCAGCAAGCAUCGUGCCCGCCCUAAGUGAAGGCGGGCCAGCAAAUCAACGAGAGCCCUCUGU